AUGUCUACCUCGACUUCGAAACCCUUCGGAGGAGGUCUCACAGGAGACCGCGUUGACCCUCCUCCCCCAAAGACGACCAAGAUGGUCAAGGACAAAGUGCCACUGAGCACACAUCUGAUUGCGGGUGGUACAGCUGGUCUGGCGGAAGCCCUUGUCUGUCAUCCCUUAGACACCAUCAAAGUCCGAAUGCAGCUUUCAAAGUCAAGAAAAGCUAGGGGCCUGAAACCUCUGGGAUUCUUUGCUACAGGUCGACAGAUUGCUGCUCGAGAAACACCUCUCGGUCUGUAUAAGGGUCUUGGGGCUGUUGUCAGUGGUAUUGUGCCCAAGAUGGCUAUCCGGUUUGCGUCAUUCGAAAUGUACAAGUCUUGGCUUUCCUCACCUGACGGCACAAUCACUGCCAAAGGCACCUUUUUGGCUGGUCUUGGUGCUGGUGCCACAGAAGCUGUUGCCGUUGUGACACCCAUGGAAGUCGUCAAAAUCAGACUGCAAGCUCAACAACACUCGCUUGCCGACCCUCUCGAUAUUCCCCGAUACCGCAAUGCCGCCCACGCCGCCUUCACAAUUGUCCGCGAAGAAGGUCUCUCUACCCUCUACCGUGGAGUUUCCCUCACCGCCCUCCGCCAAGCUACCAACCAGGGUGUCAACUUUACCGCUUACCAGCAGUUCAAGAAGUGGGCGACGGAUUACCAGCCGCAAUAUGCCGAGAGCGGACAGCUACCAAGCUGGCAAAUUAUGGUUUUGGGGCUGGUCAGUGGUGCUAUGGGACCGUUCUCCAAUGCGCCGAUCGAUACUAUCAAAACUCGUAUCCAAAAAGCUUCCAAGGCCGAAGGCGAGACUGCUCUUUCACGAAUGGUCACGGUCACAUCAGAAAUGUUCAAGAAUGAAGGCGCAAAGGCGUUCUACAAGGGUAUCACCCCCCGUGUUCUUCGUGUUGCUCCUGGUCAGGCUAUUGUGUUCACUGUGUAUGAGCGUAUGAAGAAGGUUAUCGAUUAUGCCAAAGGCACAGCUUUGGGCGAAGAGUACAACGAGUGA
Molecule: messenger RNA, 1032 nt
Organism: Cryptococcus wingfieldii CBS 7118
Lineage: Eukaryota; Fungi; Basidiomycota; Tremellomycetes; Tremellales; Cryptococcaceae
Product: solute carrier family 25 (mitochondrial citrate transporter), member 1
Exons: 7
Coding region: 1-1032 (343 amino acids)
Biological process (GO): fumarate transport; succinate transport; transmembrane transport
Source: RefSeq, a predicted model, not a curated record